AUGGAUGAGCUGUUAGGCGAAUCUAGAUCUGUCUAUGUGAAGAAUCUGCCUUCUAGUGUUACUAGUCUAGCUAUUCUUCAAGAGUUCAAAAACUUUGGGAAAAUCAAACACGAUGGAUUCUUCUUAAAAAAUCGACAGGAUACUGUUGUUUGCUAUGCAUUCAUUGAGUUUGAAGAUGUGCAGAGUUCUCGGAAUGCUAUCAAGUCGUCUCGUGUUCAAUUGGUUGGAAGGCCAGUUUACAUUGAGGAGAGUACGUCUCCAAAAACUUCCUUUUCCUUGCUAAUGUUUAUCAAUGAGAUAGCUACUGCAAAAAUAUAUUUCAGCUAA
Molecule: messenger RNA, 327 nt
Organism: Fraxinus pennsylvanica
Lineage: Eukaryota; Viridiplantae; Streptophyta; Magnoliopsida; Lamiales; Oleaceae
Source: the annotation of a GenBank genome assembly